AUGGACGAUCAAGAGCAGGUUUUACUAGGGGGGCCAUGGAUGAUCUUCAGUCACUAUAUUGCCGUCAAGCCAUGGACACCGAAUUUUAAACCUUGUGAGGACACUUUUGGGGAGACUAUGGUUUGGAUUAGAAUUGCUGGUUUGAGCAUAUGGUACUAUCAGGAUAAAGCCAUUAUGAGAAUUGCUUCUGCUUCGGCGGAGCGGGGGAAAUUUGCUCGGACUUACGUGCAAAUUAAUCUUGGUUUUUUGCUGGUCCAGAGUGUGAUUAUCGAUGAGUUUAAAUACAAGGUGGAGUAUGAAUGCUUACACCUUAUUUGUGAUAAGUGCAAUUAUUUCGGGUAUCCAGCAACUGACUGCAGAAUGACCCCAAUAGAGUCAGAAAAGGUGGAUCGAAAGGAAACAUCAGUGACCGAGACGACGACCCGGGUGGUGCAGCCACAAGAAGCCUCAAAGGAAAAAAUUUUUUGA
This is a messenger RNA of Arachis stenosperma, 468 nucleotides long. RefSeq lists its product as uncharacterized. The record is from RefSeq and is a predicted model, not a curated record. The transcript has a single exon. The coding region runs from base 1 to 468 and encodes 155 amino acids. Lineage: Eukaryota; Viridiplantae; Streptophyta; Magnoliopsida; Fabales; Fabaceae.